Oldenlandia corymbosa var. corymbosa is the source of this 2809-nucleotide messenger RNA. Lineage: Eukaryota; Viridiplantae; Streptophyta; Magnoliopsida; Gentianales; Rubiaceae. The record is from the annotation of a GenBank genome assembly.
CGCGAUCUAUAUUUUUAAUUACGCCAAAAUUAAGGGUUUUGCUUUUUCCCCUUUUUUGCUUCUCUCCAAUUUUUAUUUUCGGGAGAUUUUUUUCAGUGAAUAAAUUAAAAUUAAUUUUCCGUGUUAAUAAAUUCCGAUCUACUGUUCUGGCGAUCGAGAUCAGAGGCACCUCCGUCAUCAAUCUCCGUUCCGGUCUUUUUUUUUUUGGUUCCCGGAUACAGAUUGAUUUACUUUAGACGGUCUAUUCAUUGAGUAGACCAUGUCUCACCACCAAGAGGAUGCCGAAUAUAUGGCUGAUGAGUAUGAAAUGGAUGAUGUUGAUGAUGAUAUGGAUGAUGAGCUCCGUGUCAGGGAAGGAGGCUCAGAUUCUGAUGUUGAUGAAUAUGAUUAUUUGAAUAACCGAAUGCAAGACACCUCAGCUGCUCAAGCUAGGGAAGGAAGGGACAUACAAGGAAUUCCUUGGGAGAGGCUUAGCAUAACCAGGGAUAAGUACAGGCAAACUAGAUUACAACAGUACAAAAAUUAUGAAAACAUUCCUCAAUCCGGUGAAGGAUUAGAGAAGGAGUGCAAAAGCACUGAUAAGGGGGCUAUACAUUAUGAGUUCAGACGGAAUUCAAGAUCUGUCAAAUCGACUAUCCUGCAUUUCCAGUUGAGAAAUCUGGUGUGGGCUACAUCUAAACAUGAUGUGUACUUUAUGUCGCACUUCUCUGUUAUACACUGGUCUACCUUGACAUGCAAUAAGUCAGAAGUUCUUAAUGUUUCCGGCCAUGUGGCACCAUGUGAGAAACAUCCUGGAAGCCUGCUUGAAGGGUUUACGCAGACGCAAGUGAGCACAUUAGCCGUGAAAGAUAAUCUGUUAGUUGCUGGAGGAUUCCAGGGAGAAUUGAUUUGCAAGUUUUUGGAUAGGCCUGGUGUUAGCUUUUGUUCCCGGACGACUUAUGAUGAUAAUGCUAUUACAAAUGCGGUCGAUAUUUAUACUACACCAAGUGGUGCAGUUCAUUUCACGGCAUCAAAUAAUGAUUGUGGAGUGAGAGACUUUGAUAUGGAAAAAUUUCAAUUGUCAAGGCAUUUCCAUUAUCCAUGGCCUGUCAAUCACACUUCCUUGAGUCCUGAUGGUAAACUUUUAAUAAUCGUUGGAGACAAUAAGGAGGGUUUGUUGGUGGAUUCUAGAAGCGGAAAGGUAAUUUUUCUAUUCAGUGGAUUUCUCAAGUCCUAAUUUAAGUUGUGGGAUCGUAUCAUAGGCCGAUAUCUGUCUUGAAAUCUAAUCCUUGCAGUCAGUUGCAAACUUAAGUGGACACCGUGAUUACUCAUUUGCGUCAUCAUGGCAUCCUGAUGGCAUCAGUUUUGCUACUGGCAACCAGGACAAGACUUGUCGUAUCUGGGACAUGCGUAAUUUGUCCCAGUCAGUCAGUGCUUUGAAGGGUAACCUUGGAGCCAUUCGUUCGAUACGCUAUUCGUCUGAUGGUAGGUUCAUGGCAAUGGCAGAGCCUGCAGAUUUUGUUCAUGUUUUUGAUGUCAAAAGUGGGUAUGAGAAGGAGCAGGAAAUUGAUUUCUUUGGGGAGAUUUCUGGCAUGUCAUUUAGCCCUGAUACGGAGUCUCUUUUUGUUGGCGUUUGGGACCGUACAUAUGGUAGCCUUCUCGAGUUCGGGCGACGGCGAAAUUACUCAUACCUUGACAUGAUUAUCUGAGUUGAUUAAUGUGCUAAUCAGCUGGAUUGGUUCGUCUGGAUGUGGCCCAACUUAGAAAUCCUUGUUUAGGGGUAGAGAGUUAUGUCCUAGUUCGGGAUAGGUGUAAAUUUGGUGAUGUUUGUUUCGCUAGUGCUGUCGGGUGGUGUUACAUUUUGUGUCCGAUGGAGAAAAAUAUUGGGAGGAGGGAGUGUACAGAAAGAAAAGAAGGCCAGACCAAGAAAAGAAACCUGGUUUCAAACUGGAAAAGGGGCCAGGCUAUGAAAAUGUGUCAUAGAAAGGGAUUGUCAUGUUUCUGUCCGGUGAAACUGUAGUUCUUGUAGCUUAGGUAUUUAUACUUGUUGUAAUUGUCUUGUCUGAUCCCCAUGUAUGUCUUGUCUUUUGUACCUCUAAAAGACGAUUGUCUAAAGGACGAGGCAGUUUCUUUCUGCAUUGAAACGAAGUUCAAACCGUUGUUAUGCAGCAACGUCUCGUUUCCCUUGACUUACUGUUUUACCCUACUAUUCUUUCUUCGUUGCUAGUUGCCAGUAUUGGACAGCUUAAAAACCUUGUGGCUGUGAACAUGGAUGCUGCAAUUUAGUUGCAGGCUUGCAGCAAAUGAUAUUGGACUGUUUAUUGUGUUUGAUAAUCUGGAGGAGACUGUGAUGCUUGGUCAAGUGAUUGGUAGCCACUGGGGCUUACAACUGAUUACAUGCAUAUAAUUGAAGCCAAGUAUUGAAGGUGAUGAAAUUGCAUAGAAGUCAAAACAAUCUCAGGAAGAGAGUGCAUUAUACAGGGACCAUGUAACAAUGGGGAAGGGGGAUGUCCGAUAAUGUACUUUCUUGUAUGAGAUUCACCAAACAUGUUCAAGUAGUAUAACUCACUUUGAUGAUCACAUGAAGAUCAGAUAAAAAGUUAAAAAUAGAGGUUAACGAAUAGUAAGUAAGACCAUUGACGACUGAAAGUGCUCGAUUCUAUAUAAAAGGCACGAAAUCACCAAUUGUGUUUUUCAAGUUUCAAACCCCCGACAAGAAAGUGAAGGGAAAAAAAAUUCCGGAUAUAUUUCAGGGAUUUGAACCCGACGUGAAUCGAACACGCAACCUUCUGAUCUGGAGUCAGACGCGCUACCAUUGCGCCACGGAUCC